Molecule: messenger RNA, 651 nt
Organism: Micromonas pusilla CCMP1545
Lineage: Eukaryota; Viridiplantae; Chlorophyta; Mamiellophyceae; Mamiellales; Mamiellaceae
Exons: 3
Molecular function (GO): protein binding
Source: RefSeq, a predicted model, not a curated record
CCGGGCGCGGGGGGCUGGAAGACGCUUCCGGAGAUGUCCACGCCGCGGGGGUACCUCGCGGUGGCGGCGAAGGGGAGAGGCGACGGCGCGCUCGCGAUCGGCGGGAGCGACGGUCGCAACACGCUGUCCUCGGUCGAGGAAUACACGACGUCCACGAACGAGUGGAGGGUCGUCGCGUCGAUGACGAAACCGCGCAUAUGGCUCGCGGCGGCCACCGUCGGCGAGCGCACCUACGCCGUCGGCGGGUUCGACGGCGCGGAGUACCUGGACCUCGUCGAAGCGUACGAUCCGAACGCGGACCAGUGGUGGGGCGUGAAGCCGCUGCCCGCGCCCCGGCGCGACCACGGCGUCGCGGGGAUCGAGCACCGGCGCUGCGUCGUCGCCGCGGGCGGGUACGACGGGCAGAGGUACCUGGGCGACGUGGACGUGUUCGACCCGCGCGCGAAUCGGUGGACGUCGGCGGCGCCGCUUCGCACGCCGCGGCAGCUCCACGGGAUCGCGUCCGCGGGCGACGAGGUGUACGUCGUGGGCGGGUUCGACGGGAAGGAGGGGCUGCGGAGCGUGGAGGUGUACGACAUGCGGGCGGACCGGUGGAAGGAGCUGGCGCCGAUGAGCGGCGUCAGGUUCGGAGUCGGCGUCGCGGCGUUCUAG